AUGUCUAAUGGACACAAGCUGUCAGGGUCUGGCAGUAACCAGUCCCAACCAAAAAAAUUUCCCCCUGGGAGUAUUUCAUCAGAUUCCAGCUCUGCUGUUCUGCUCCUCACAGAGGAAAAUGUAAAAAAGCUGGAAAAGGAGUACACAAAUUCUAAAGAAGCCUUCAGUAAGCAGAAAAUAGAAGAUUAUAUUGAGCAGAGUAAUCUUGCUCUCUCCGGCAAAGAAACAGCUAGAAAAACCAGCAGAGAGCUUGUCUGGGAUGAACAGCCUGAAGGAACCUCCUCAUCCUCUCCCGCUAAGUGGAGUGAAGAUCACGAAGAAGUUCACUGGAAGGUCUCUGAAGAAAUUUCAAGGAAAGAUAAGCUACUAACAGAAUUGGUGACAGAUUCCCCAUCAGCUCUGUCCAUUGGUUCUAAGCUGGAGGAAUCCAAGCAGCAAGUCGACAGCUCUCCUGCCUCCUCCCACAGCGGCAGGCACCGUGUUGAGGAUGUGACAACUCAGACAGAGUGGAGCUAUUCAGACAAAUCUCCGGCUGCCAGGGAGGACGCUGUUUCAGUAAUAGCAGAAGAGAAGAAAAGCUCAGAGGGAGCGAAACAGAGCAGCCUUAAACCCACAGAACAUCCAGUGGUGCUCUUCAGAGACACCGAGAAAUACUCUGAGAGUGAAGAGAGCAAGGAGGUAACUGAAACUGAGAAAGAGGCAGCAGCUGAAGAAAGAGAGAAAAAUAACCAAAAAGGACCGUGUGAACAAGUCUUAACUGAAGAAUCUGCAAAGUGCAAAUUUUGUAGCAGUCCUGAAAAGCCAGUCCCAACAGUGGUGGAUCUGAAGGAACAACCCCAUGAAAAUUUCUUCUGUUGCAGGAGCUAUAAGGAAAUAUUUGAUACUGUGAUCCAAGAGUUGAUGAGUGAAGAUGAAAUAGAGAAAGAAAUUGACAUAGCUCCUCAUCCUCACCGGUCCCAAACAGAGCUGCGAUGUGACAUCAAAGCAGAACUGCUGCGACAGUUAAAUCAGGAAGGAUUUGAGAACUACAGGGAAAUACUUCAGCGAUAUCUGAAAUUCGCCGCCUGGGGCAAAAUUUCAUUUAGACUCUCAGAAGAAAAUGAGUACACCGUCAGACCACAGACUCCCCCUUCUGAGAAGCAACAACCAAUGCCAACACCUCCAGAAGACCUGCUUGAGAUGGACUGUGAUUUUGUUGCAGAGCAUUUAAAGCACUGCCACUCUGUCGAGCCUUUAACAAGAUACUACCCUGAUGGACAGACAUUUCUGCUGCUUCUUCCGGAUGGAACGGGUCAGGUUUAUUACCCAUCAGGCAACAUAGCUGUUCUGAUCACAUACACCAAGGGAACCCAGUUUACAUACUUCAUCCUCGAGGACAACAGGUACAUGGGGAUUAGAGCCUUCUUCGCAAACCGUGGCCGUGCAGCAUGCUGCCACCCCAACGGCCACAUCUGGGUCACCUUGGAUUUGUGUGCCGGGAUCUGCUUUCACCAGGAAGGGACGAGUCAGAAGCGCUGGAACUGGUGGGACUUCAGGCCUCAUGUUCACAGCCCUCCUUUCCAGUCCAUCUUCAUGAAGCUGAACAGUCACAUCACCAUUAAAAUUAUGGCUCAGGAUCAAAUUUGCUUAACAUUUAUCAACCACAGUGACCACAUCUAUUUCAAUGUGGGCGCCCGGCUCAAGCUGAAAGAUCCAGAGACAAGACACUUACUUAAAUGGCCAGAAAGCAAAGAGGAACUCUUCCUUCAGUCCAAAAAGAUCCAGCUCAAGAGUCUGCUGUUGAAAAUACAAACAAAAUUGCAUCGCUUUUGGCAUCCCCUCCCUCAGUGAGUUCACUCCUUGUCUUUUGUCCUCCACUAUCUGUGUGAAAUGCUGAAAUAAAGACAUAGAAUUUUGGAGCCAGCACUUAUGUUGGCAUUUUAGAUUAACUUUUUCUUCAAGACAGUAGCAGUCAGUCACAUUGCUAUGCAAAUAAAGCUUCUUUUUUCAAGUUCA
This is a messenger RNA of Rhea pennata, 1995 nucleotides long. It is a transcript of the gene ERICH6B, whose product is annotated as glutamate rich 6B. The transcript has 13 exons. Lineage: Eukaryota; Metazoa; Chordata; Aves; Rheiformes; Rheidae. The record is from RefSeq and is a predicted model, not a curated record. The coding region runs from base 1 to 1830 and encodes 609 amino acids.